Molecule: messenger RNA, 1985 nt
Organism: Melanotaenia boesemani (Boeseman's rainbowfish)
Lineage: Eukaryota; Metazoa; Chordata; Actinopteri; Atheriniformes; Melanotaeniidae
Gene: dct
Product: dopachrome tautomerase
Exons: 8
Coding region: 1-1551 (516 amino acids)
Biological process (GO): developmental pigmentation; positive regulation of neuroblast proliferation; melanin biosynthetic process from tyrosine
Cellular component (GO): melanosome
Molecular function (GO): oxidoreductase activity; dopachrome isomerase activity
Source: RefSeq, a predicted model, not a curated record
AUGAUACUUGUUCUGGGUCUUGGUUUUCUCUGUUUACUUCUCUGUCCUGAGCCAGUAGAGGCACAGUUCCCCCGAGUGUGCUGCACAGUGGAGGGGAUUCUGUCCAAACAGUGCUGCCCAGCUCUGGGAUCAGAUCCUGCCAACAUAUGUGGCUCUCUGUCAGGAAGAGGAAGCUGUGCAGCUGUUCGGGUCGACUCCAAACCCUGGGGAGGACCUUACAGACUCAGAAAUGUUGAUGACAGAGAGAGGUGGCCGACCAAAUUCUUUAAUCAGACUUGCAGAUGUACUGGUAACUUUGCAGGUUAUGACUGUGGCCAGUGUAAGUUUGGCUGGACUGGACCAAACUGUGACCAGAGGAAAGCUCCUGUGGUGCGGAAGAACAUCCACUCCUUGACCCCUGAGGAGCUCCAGGAGUUUCUGGAUGCUUUGGAUCUGGCUAAAACCACCAUCCACCCAGAUUAUGUCAUUGCCACUCAGCACUGGUUGGGACUGCUUGGACCAAAUGGAACUGACCCACAAUUUGUCAACAUUUCCAUCUACGACUUCUUUGUCUGGCAACAUUACUACUCAGUUAGGGACACUCUGCUUGGUCCCGGUCGCCCAUUCAAAGCCAUUGAUUUCUCACAUAAAGGUCCAGCAUUCACCACCUGGCACAGGUAUCACCUUCUGAGCUUGGAAAGAGAGCUUCAGAGACUGACAGGCAAUGAGAACUUUGCCGUCCCUUACUGGAACUUUGCCACAGGGCAAAGUGAGUGCGAUGUGUGUACUGACGGUCUGUUGGGCGGCAGAAACCCUGAGAACCCCACCCUCAUCAGUAACCAGUCCAGAUUCUCCAGAUGGGGGGUGGUAUGUAACAGCUUGGACGACUACAACCGUCUGGUGACUCUCUGUAAUGGCACCAACGAGGGCUUCAUUCAGAGAGGGAUAAUGGAGAGAGUCAACAAGCCUCUACCUACCAUGAAUGACGUUAGAAGCUGUCUUGGAAUAAGGGACUUUGACAGCCCUCCAUAUUUCACCAACUCCUCCUUUAGCUUUAGAAAUGCUCUUGAAGGGUAUGAAAAGCCAGAUGGAGAGUUGGAUGAUACAGUCGAUAACCUUCACAACCUUGUCCACGCCUUUCUCAAUGGAACCAACUCUUUGUCUCACUCUGCAGCCAAUGACCCCAUCUUUCUGGUGCUCCAUGCCUUUACUGACGCCAUUUUUGAUGAGUGGAUGCGGAGGUUUGUUCCGUCCAAUGCUACCUUCCCAGAUGAGAUGGCCCCCAUAGGUCACAACAGGGACUACAACAUGGUUCCUUUCUUCCCUCCAAUCACUAAUGAGGAAAUCUACGUCACAUCUGAGCAGCUGGGAUAUUCCUACUCAAUCUCUCUAGACGAUACAGAAGGAGGAUCGGCUGUCUUUGUGCUGGGCUCCACUUUAGGGGGAGUCUUCAUCGGUCUCCUGGUGCUUCUCCUUAUCUUUGUGCUCUACCUGCGUCAACGGAGAAACAGAGGCUUUGAACCCCUGAUAAAAGCGGAUUUCACAAAUAGAAAGUACACAGAAGAAGCCUAGCUUUCACCUGUUGUUCUGAAACACACUGUCAGUACUCAUACACCCCUCAGUGGUGCAGCAGCCAGUCUACUAUGCAGGCUCAAUUGUGAAGCGAGACACAAACAUUGGUACUGUAACUAAAUGAGAAAUGAAUUUAAUUACAUGUUUGAAUAAUAGUCUGAAUCAUGAACUAUCUUAAAUAAAUGUAAAUUUAACUACAACAUGAAUGUUUUUUUUUUGACAUUUCACAAAAUGACCACAGUCACAAAUCUAUUGGAAUGUUUUUAAUAACAAUUUAUUCUCAAGAACAGUAACAAAACACAAAUGCAAUCAUUUUGAUUGCACUGAAAAACAGUAAGGCAUAUUUGCUCAACUAGUUCUUUACCUCGGUUUGAUAUUAUAUUCAAAUGUUUUUGUUUUUUUCAAAAUUUUCCUAUUUGGGAUUUGAUGUCAUA